AGCAUAUCUAGCCUGGUAUAUCCUUGACUCCACAAGCCGCCUCGUACACUACUAUGUCAAUCUUUAGUGGUAGCCCACACCGCAACCUACCAAACCCAAUCCACUGGCGUCAUCUUUCCGGUGGUGUCACCUUCUGCCAAGCACCUCAGACAUUGCCUACCUGGUCUUACCAAAGGCCCGACAACGAACCAUGCUCAAUCCUACCGGCACCCACGGGUCAAGUCAGCACCUCAUACUCAAUCGACUCAGCACCGACUAGCGACACCGCGCUUGCAACGCAUAUCGUACCCGGAGUCACGGUACAAACUCGACCUCGCGCAGUCUCGGCGAAGCCGCCGCACCUUCCUUUCUCAACCAGUAGGUACACAACCCUUUCUAGCGCGAAACUCGACUGCGCACGUUGCGCCGCCCUACAGACCCUAAUUGCUAAGCGCGGUUGGUGCGGAACAUCAUCUCUUGACACGCGGCUGCACCAUUCUAGAAUCGUACUUCAUGGUACGACAGAAUGCGAGGUAGUCAAUGACUUGUGAGCCUUACUACAUUGGUAGGUUAGAUCCCACUUCCUGUGGGGCAACUGAUCGUAGUGUACAGUUUGCACAGAUCGAUGUACAAUUCCGACAAACCGACCAUUCACACUUAUCUAGGCUGAUUCACUAGCGAGGUCUUUCUUUCAUGAUAUUGGUUGAUUGGUGGGCUGUGAU
This is a messenger RNA of Dothidotthia symphoricarpi CBS 119687, 701 nucleotides long. RefSeq lists its product as uncharacterized. Bases 54 to 530 code for a protein of 158 amino acids. The transcript has a single exon. NCBI's taxonomy places the organism in Eukaryota, Fungi, Ascomycota, Dothideomycetes, Pleosporales, Dothidotthiaceae. The record is from RefSeq and is a predicted model, not a curated record.